Molecule: messenger RNA, 1149 nt
Organism: Candidozyma auris
Lineage: Eukaryota; Fungi; Ascomycota; Pichiomycetes; Serinales; Metschnikowiaceae
Gene: RCA1
Product: Rca1p
Exons: 1
Coding region: 1-1149 (382 amino acids)
Biological process (GO): regulation of transcription by RNA polymerase II
Molecular function (GO): RNA polymerase II cis-regulatory region sequence-specific DNA binding; DNA-binding transcription factor activity, RNA polymerase II-specific
Source: RefSeq, a predicted model, not a curated record
AUGAUGGCGCACAAUCCAUCCAACGAUCCGCUCCAAGGACCUCCACAGCAGCAACAACCCCAAAUGGUUCCCCAACAAAGAGCUCCUCAUCAACAGCCACACGAGUUGGGCCACGUCGAGCCAAAAAACGGCUUCAUCAGCUGGAACAAUCACAACCCGUUCGAUGUCAACCUGUACCCGAUUACUAAUCCGCCCAUCAUCGACUCAACGUUCUUUCUACCCUACACCAACGAGCAAGGGGUACAAAGACGAAGGAGAAUAUCCAUCUCCAAUGGUCAAAUUGGCCAGAUUAUCAACCACGAGGCCUUAUACGCAGAUGAUGAUUCCUACGAUGAACUCAGUGAUCUUCCUUUCAAACCUCCUCACCAACAACAGCAACAACAGCAACCGCAGCAACAGCUCCAGUCAGUGGACCCGGGCCAGCCUUUGGUUAGCGAGCCUCGUAUGCUCCCAUACGAGGUACAUGGUGUGGCUCUGCAAUCGGAAUUUUUGCACCGCUCCCAGCAUCCCUCUCAGGGCCCCAAAAUGGAGGAAUCCAAACCCGACUUACAUUUACAGGCUCCCUCUCAGCCCCCAGGCACGAUUUCUGGUCAACAUGGGCCACCUGGGCAACCAACAGGGCCACUACCACCACAUCACGAUAUUUCGGGUACGUUUCCCACCUCAGCUCAUCCUCCGCCUCCGCACUCAGAACAUCAGCCGCUACGCUCUGAACUGGCCGCUCCGCCUCCGAGAGGAGACGCUUCAAUGGCAGGAGAAAGGACUCCUCGCUCGAGCAGCCAUUUGGAAGACGUGGCAGGCGUGCCGCCUCCCAACCAUCAACUCAUUUAUAAUAACGAGGUAAUUUACUCAGCAGAUGGCGGGCCCAUCCCCGGUACGGCCGCAUGGAAGAAAGAGCGGUUGCUCGAAAGAAACAGAAUUGCAGCGUCUAAGUGUAGGCAACGCAAGAAACAGGCCCAGCAACAGCUUCAGAACAACAUCUCCAAAUACGAGCGAGAAAUGAAGGAGCAAAGGCAAACUUUGGACAGGUACGAGAAGCUUCUUGAAAUCUACAACAAGAGCCUUGGGGAGUAUUUCACAGGAGAUAAUACUUCUAUCGACAAAUUACGCCCAUACGUGGGCAAGUCCAUCGACGAGCUUGACCUUUGA